UCAUGGCUAGUAGCGACUUGAUUAUAAGUUGGAUGACCCUUUGUCCAAUCCAAAGGAAAAUUGCUUGUGAAGUCAAUGCCUUGAACAAAUCCCAAGCUACCAUGAACUGCUCCAAAUUAUAUAAGCAAGUACACCAACACAAGGGAGCCAGAGACAAUGAAUUUUGAGAGGGGGUACAUCGAUGUGGUUCUGGUCCCAUUCGGGCUUCUGAUCAUGUUGAUUUACCACCUCUUCUUCCUCUACAAGUAUUUUCAUCAACCUCUAUCCACAUCCAUGGGGUAUGAAACCAACGACAAGCAAAUUUGGGUUGCAAAAAUUCUUCAGGUGCAGGGUGACAAUGUUAACAGAGGACUUGGUGUGAUUUCUUCCAAUACAAGUGCAGCCAUGACCUUAGCAUCAAUCUGUUUGACUCUCUCUUCUCUACUCGGAGUUUGGAUAGCAAAUUCUCCCAGCAAGUCCUUCCCAAUAGAAAUGAUCUAUGGCAAUACGACUCCAUCGAUGAAUUCAAUCAAGUAUAUCUGCUUGUUGACCUCUUUUCUGCUUGCUUUCUCGUGCUUCGUUCAAUCAGCUAGGCACUUUGUCCAUUCGAACUACCUAUUGAGCACUCCGGGGGCUAGCGAUAAAGGGGUUGUGAAGAAGGUGGAAAGAGCAGUUCAAAGAGGAAGUGAAUUUUGGUCGCUUGGGCUUAGAGCACUGUAUUUUGCUCUAAAUUUUCUGCUGUGGUUUUUUGGACCUAUACCUAUGUUUGUUUCCUCUAUCAUAAUGGUGGUGAUUCUGUAUUGCCAUGAUUUUAGGAAGUCGGAAUCGGAUAAUCUCCAUGAUGUAUUAUUGCUUUCUUGAACAUCAAGUUUGUAAAACUGAAUCAAAUUUUCACUUAUAAAUGCAACUAUGUCUCUGGGUUUAUGAUUCGA
This is a messenger RNA of Rosa rugosa (rugosa rose), 911 nucleotides long. RefSeq lists its product as uncharacterized. The record is from RefSeq and is a predicted model, not a curated record. Bases 157 to 840 code for a protein of 227 amino acids. The transcript has 2 exons. Lineage: Eukaryota; Viridiplantae; Streptophyta; Magnoliopsida; Rosales; Rosaceae.